GAAGCCACCCCUAACCGUCUGGAAACGGGAUCCUCUAGGAAGCAGGAAGAGUGAAAGCUGAAUUUCUGGAAGGAGGCCUACGGGAGCCGGGAAGAUGGAUGUGAAAAAGCACUGCCUGGGUGAUACAUGCGCGCGGCAAGCGCGACAGUGACGGGUCGGCUCCAGUGCGCAAGCGCCGAGGCCUGCUGGGCAUGGCGUUUCUCUUCUGUAUUUAUUUAUUUGGCUGUGCCAGGUCUUAGUUGCAGCACACAGAAUCUUUGUUGCGACAUUCGAGAUCUAGUUCCCUGACCAGGGAUUGGACCUGGACCAUCUGCGUUGGGAGUGUGGAGUCUUAACUGCUGGACCACCAGGGAAGUCCCACACACAUUGAUUUAGACCACCCACUUCUGCCAUCUUUGCACUGCAGCCAAAGUGAUCUUUAUAAGCUGGGCUCUUGAAAGCCCAGGAUUGUUCCAGUGCCCGAGCCUAUUCCAGUGGCGGUAUGGGACCAGCCGCCCCAGCUAAUCUAUUUGGUGAAACUUGGAAUUAAACCUUGCUUCAGAACAGACCUUGGAUGUGUCCUCCCCGAGGGAGAAACUCGAUAUGCCCAAGAAUAAAACCAACUUGAAGAAUGAUAUGAACUGUUUAGAGGUGCUUUCCAAACCUCGUUCCGGAUUUGGGGUCUGAAGAUGCAAAGGAAGUGGCUUUUACCACAUUUCACUUCAGAUGAUGCGAUCGAGGCUGGAUGUUUCCUCUGCCCUGUUAGCUACUGUACUGGCUGAGUUCUGCAAGCUUCCUUGCUAGGAGAAAGGGUCAACUGAGCAUGAUUUUGGCAUGAUUAUUUCAACCAAUCAGUACCCUGAGAACAACCCUUCUAAAUCAUGAGGAGACGUAACCUGGACAGUUUAAGACGGGGCAGCCUUGCUACAUGUUGUAAGAAAUGGCUGUAGGAAACAACACUCAACGAAGUUAUUCCAUCAUCCCGUGUUUUAUAUUUGUUGAGCUUGUCAUCAUGGCUGGGACAGUGCUGCUUGCCUACUACUUCGAAUGCACUGACACUUUUCAGGUGCAUAUCCAAGGAUUCUUCUGUCAGGACGGAGACUUAAUGAAGCCUUACCCGGGGACAGAGGAAGAAAGUUUCAUCACCCCUCUGGUGCUCUAUUGUGUGCUGGCUGCCACCCCAACUGCUAUUAUUUUUAUUGGUGAGCUAUCCAUGUAUUUCAUAAAGUCAACCAGAGAAUCUCUGAUCGCCCAGGAGAAAACAAUUCUGACCGGAGAAUGCUGUUACCUGAAUCCCUUACUCCGAAGGAUCGUAAGAUUCAUAGGGGUAUUUGCUUUUGGGCUUUUUGCUACUGACAUUUUUGUAAACGCCGGACAAGUGGUCACGGGGCACCUGACGCCGUACUUCCUGACAGUGUGCAAGCCCAACUACACCAGCGCAGACUGCCGGGCGCACCACCAGUUUAUCAACAACGGGAACAUCUGUACGGGGGACCUGGAAGUGAUAGAGAAGGCUAGGAGGUCCUUUCCCUCCAAACAUGCUGCUCUGAGCAUUUACUCCGCCUUAUAUGCCACGAUGUACAUCACAAGCACAAUCAAGACGAAAAGCAGUCGACUGGCCAAGCCGGUGCUGUGCCUCGGGACCCUCUGCACAGCCUUCCUGAUGGGCCUCAACCGGGUCUCCGAGUAUCGGAACCACUGCUCCGAUGUGAUCGCGGGCUUCAUCCUGGGCACUGCUGUAGCCCUGUUUCUGGGAAUGUGUGUGGUCCAUAACUUUAAAGGAACACAAGGAUCUCCUUCCAAACCCAAACCCGAGGACCCCCGUGGAGUACCCCUAAUGGCUUUCCCAAGGAUAGAAAGCCCUCUGGAAACCUUAAGUGCACAGAAUCACUCUGCCUCUAUGACCGAAGUUACCUGAAACGGCUGACGUGUCACAAGCUGCUUUUUUUUUUUUUAAAUCACCCUCCAAUUCGAUACUUCAAGGCACACAGUUACUUGAUGUCAAACUGUGAAGACAAGUAUUAUGUUUAUCUAGUUAGAGGCUAAUGUUUUGUACAUUUUUUGUAUGAGGAAGUGAUGUAGCUUGCCCUGAUUUUUUCUUUUUUUUUAGUCAGCUUUAAUAUAUUUAUGCCAGAAUUUUAAAAAAAUUUUCUUCUUCAGGUGUGCAUUGAAGAACCACAUUUAUUCAAUGGUUGAUGUUGUUUUGUGAUAUUUGUACACAAACCUUCUUUUCUCAGUUUUAUAGACACUGAAAUGAAAUAAUUCACUUUAAUCUUUUAUUAUCACAGUUGCUGCCUCCUCCAGAAUUUUUGAAUUUAAAAAUAAAAAAAACUUCUGAGUUGCAGGGAAGACAAUGUUGGUUUAUGGUAAAUCGCAAAAUCAAUUGUGUAGAAAGAAGUAUUGCUUUGAAAAAGAACUUUUUCUGAUUCCUUAACAUGUGAUUGCAUUCGAAGUUAAAGUAACAUAUUAAUAAAAUCACCUAAGUUACAUAAACAACGGCAGGAAAUCCUGGAUUUGAGGAAUGUUGGGUAUGAUUCUUAGGUAAUGGCCUCUCCUGGUUAAGAAAUUCAAGAUCUUUUUGCAAUUAUGUCUUUGGGCUGGCAGGUGACACUGCAGCCUUCUUUCCCAAGAAACUGCCGGUACCAGCGUCCCCUGUCAACUCAGUUUUGUAGGUCAUAUUGUAUGGACUUUAUAUGAAAAUGAAUAUUUUACAGUUUGCACAGUAUUAUUUUGCAGAAAGGGUAUCAGAGCAUCUACAACCUAGAGCCCCAGAGCAACAGCUUGACUUUGUGGCUUUUAAUUGUUCUAGAAUUUUAACUGCAUCACAUUUUUCUAGCAUGGUAAUAACUAAUGUGUAACUUCCUUGAGAGCGGGAGCUCCCUUGUCUGUAUCUAUCAGAAUCUUUUCUCGACACUUCCACGUUGGUUCUUCUUAGCUUUUUUUGUACAUGUUUUUUUUCUAAAGAAAA
This is a messenger RNA of Globicephala melas (long-finned pilot whale), 2947 nucleotides long. It is a transcript of the gene PLPPR1, whose product is annotated as phospholipid phosphatase related 1. The record is from RefSeq and is a predicted model, not a curated record. Gene Ontology annotation, biological process: phospholipid metabolic process; signal transduction; phospholipid dephosphorylation. Gene Ontology annotation, cellular component: plasma membrane. NCBI's taxonomy places the organism in Eukaryota, Metazoa, Chordata, Mammalia, Artiodactyla, Delphinidae. Gene Ontology annotation, molecular function: phosphatidate phosphatase activity.